AUGUCGACGUCUACUCCUCAGAAGACUCUGUUGAUAUUUGGCGCUACUGGCAAGCAAGGCGGUGCUGUCAUUCAAAGCAUCCUAUCGUCUGCGCAACUUUCUUCUCUUCAUAUCAUCGCAGUUACACGCGACGUGACGAGUCGCAGGGCUGAGAAACUCGCCGCCAACCCCAACAUAUCCGUUAUCGAGGGUGACAUGGCCGAUGUAGACCACAUCUUUCAGAAAGCCGGCCCGGUAUGGGGCAUCUACAGCGUUCAAAUCAACUCAGAUUUGGAAGAACAACAAGGCAAAACAGUCGUCGAUGCCGCUGUUAUGCACGGUGUCCAACACUUCGUUUACUCUUCUGGAGAUCGCGGUGGCCCUGUGCGAUCUCCGAACAAUCCCACCUACGUCAAAAACUUUGCUGCAAAGCACGCCAUUGAGAAACAUCUUCAACAACGGGCACGCAAUAGCCCCCAGAAGAUGACAUACACUAUUCUCCGACCGGUGACAUUUUUCGAAAACAUCAGUACCGACAUACACGGCAAAGGUUUUGCCCGUAUGUGGGAGCAGAUGGGUAGUAAGAAGCUUCAGAUGGUAUCGACUAGAGACAUCGGCUGGUUUGCGGCCCAGAGUCUGCUUCAUCCCGACACAUACAAGAAUACAGCCUUAACGCUCGCAGGCGAUGAGCUGACGCAGCCUGAAGCGGAUGCUAUUUAUUUCCAAGUCACCGGCCAACAUAUGGCUCUAGCAGCGUGUCCAAUUGCGAGCGCUGUUAAGUUUGUAUUGAAGGGGUCUGUGGGUGAUAUGUUCAAGUGGUUCAAGGAUGAAGGUUAUGGUGGAAAUGUGCAAGAGUGCCACAACCAUAACCCCAAUAUGCAAGAUUUCAGAGCUUGGGUGGAGGAAAACAAGUCAAAUUUGGUGUAA
Fusarium sp. VM40 is the source of this 906-nucleotide messenger RNA. The record is from the annotation of a GenBank genome assembly. NCBI's taxonomy places the organism in Eukaryota, Fungi, Ascomycota, Sordariomycetes, Hypocreales, Nectriaceae.